UUUCUUUCUCCCCUCUCUCUCGCCCCUUGCCUCUCGCCACGCCAAUCCAUGAAAAUGCUCUGGAAACUGACGGAUAAUAUCAAGUAUGAGGAAUGUGAGAUGUUAGUUCACAGUUUCUCAGCGAUGGACCGCCACGAUGCUACCAGCAACGGGACAGCCCGGCUACCCCAGCUGGGGACUGUGGGUCAGUCCCCCUACACCAGCGCACCUCCGCUCUCACAUACACCGAACGCUGACUUUCAGCCCCCCUAUUUCCCACCUCCAUAUCAGCCCAUUUACCCGCAGUCUCAAGACCCGUAUUCCCACGUUAACGAUCCGUAUAGCUUGAACCCUCUUCACGCCCAGCCUCAGCCCCAGCACCCGGGCUGGCCGGGACAGAGGCAAAACCAGGACACGGGGCUUUUGCAUACGCACCGCGGACUUCCCCACCAGCUCUCCGGUUUGGAUCCCCGAAGGGAUUACCGGCGGCAUGAAGAUCUCUUGCACGGACCUCACGGCUUGAGCUCAGGACUAGGAGACAUUCCCAUUCACUCGAUACCUCACUCGCUGGAAGACGUGCCGCACGUAGAGGACCCCGGUAUUAACAUCCCAGAUCAAACUGUAAUUAAGAAAGGCCCCGUGUCCCUCUCCAAGUCUAACGCCAACGCCGUCUCCUCCAUUCCCAUCAACAAGGACGCGCUCUUCGGCGGCGUGGUGAAUCCCAACGAGGUCUUCUGUUCGGUGCCCGGCCGCCUGUCUCUACUCAGCUCCACCUCCAAAUACAAAGUCACCGUGGCAGAAGUGCAGAGGCGCCUGUCCCCGCCGGAGUGCCUCAACGCGUCUCUGCUGGGCGGAGUGCUUCGGAGGGCAAAAUCAAAAAAUGGAGGGAGAUCUUUGAGAGAAAAACUGGACAAAAUAGGAUUAAAUUUGCCAGCCGGGAGACGUAAAGCUGCUAAUGUUACCCUGCUGACAUCACUAGUGGAGGGAGAAGCUGUGCAUCUCGCGAGAGAUUUUGGUUACGUCUGUGAAACAGAAUUUCCUGCCAAAGCAGUAGCUGAAUUUCUCAACCGACAACAUUCCGAUCCAAACGAGCAAGUCACAAGAAAAAACAUGCUACUAGCGACGAAACAGAUCUGUAAGGAGUUCACCGACCUGCUGGCUCAGGAUCGAUCUCCACUGGGGAACUCUCGGCCCACCCCCAUUCUGGAGCCGGGCAUCCAGAGCUGCCUGACCCACUUCAACCUCAUCUCUCACGGCUUUGGCAGCCCUGCUGUGUGCGCCGCAGUCACUGCCCUGCAGAACUAUCUCACCGAGGCGCUCAAGGCCAUGGACAAAAUGUACCUCAGCAACAAUCCUAAUAGUCACACAGAUAACAGCACCAAAAGCGGCGACAAAGAAGAGAAGCACAGAAAAUGAGGAUUUUCUUCUUGCAGCCCCGACCCAACCAGCCAGCCUGGCCCUCCCUCCCCUUCCUCCUCACCCUGAGGCUACGGCCAGAGAAGCUCAGAAAUCUGUCCCAGCCUAUUCACACAGAAGGACCGGGAAAUUCACAUACCCCCACCCUGUCCUCAGUCCUCUUUCUUCUUCCCUCCCUCUCUCCCUCCACCACUUCCCAGUUCAUUUCCAGUUGCUACCCAGUCUGGAGCCUGAGAAAACAAAGGAGGCGAUCAAGCCAUCCUAGGAGGAAAAGGAAAAAAAAUU
Molecule: messenger RNA, 1680 nt
Organism: Python bivittatus (Burmese python)
Lineage: Eukaryota; Metazoa; Chordata; Lepidosauria; Squamata; Pythonidae
Gene: TFAP2A
Product: transcription factor AP-2 alpha
Biological process (GO): regulation of cell population proliferation; anatomical structure development; regulation of transcription by RNA polymerase II
Cellular component (GO): nucleus
Molecular function (GO): DNA-binding transcription factor activity, RNA polymerase II-specific; RNA polymerase II transcription regulatory region sequence-specific DNA binding
Source: RefSeq, a predicted model, not a curated record